AACCGCACGUUCGUAAGAUUUCGAAAACUUUAGAACAGAAUGGCUGAUACUGUUGCUCCCGCUGCUGCUCCGGCCGCUACUUCAGCGGCCAAGGCACCCAAGAAGACCAAGGCGCCCAAGGGAGACGCCAAGAAACCCAAGAAGCCAUCGACUCACCCACCAGUGAACGACAUGGUUUUGGCCGCUAUCAAGACCCUCAAGGAACGUAACGGAUCCUCGCUGCAGGCCAUCAAGAAGUAUAUUGCCGCUAAUUACAAAUGCGACGUUGCGAAGCUGGCUCCGUUCUUGAAGAAAGCCCUGAAAUCGGGUGUCGAGAAGGGAACGCUGGUCCAGACUAAGGGAUCUGGUGCUUCCGGUUCAUUCAAGGUUAAGGCCGAUGCAAAGAAACCAGCUGGAGAGAAGAAAGCUAAGAAACCCAAGAAGGAAACUAAAGCCAAGAAACCCGCUGGCGAGAAAAAGGUUGCCAAGAAACCAAAAGCCACCGCUGCCAAGAAAACCGGUGAAAAGAAGGCCAAGGCAGCUCCUGCCAAGGCCGCCAAAAAGGCCGCUGGAGUGAAAAAGGCUACUGCCCCCAAACAGAAAGCCACAAAGCCAUCGAAAACUGCAGCUAAGAAACCGAAAACCCCGAAACCAAAGAAGGCUGCUGCUCCGGCCAAAAAAGCUGCCCCGAAAAAAGCCGCAGCCAAGAAGUAAAUGUCCAAUCGAAUAACCAAAAUUUGGUUUAAAACAAUCAGUCCUUUUCAGGACUACAAACAA
Wyeomyia smithii (pitcher-plant mosquito) is the source of this 756-nucleotide messenger RNA. RefSeq names its product histone H1-like. The record is from RefSeq and is a predicted model, not a curated record. Bases 40 to 693 code for a protein of 217 amino acids. Gene Ontology annotation, biological process: negative regulation of DNA recombination; chromosome condensation; nucleosome assembly. Gene Ontology annotation, cellular component: nucleosome; nucleus. NCBI's taxonomy places the organism in Eukaryota, Metazoa, Arthropoda, Insecta, Diptera, Culicidae. Gene Ontology annotation, molecular function: nucleosomal DNA binding; structural constituent of chromatin; double-stranded DNA binding. The transcript has a single exon.